This is a messenger RNA of Plasmodium gallinaceum, 8679 nucleotides long. RefSeq names its product conserved Plasmodium protein, unknown function. Gene Ontology annotation, molecular function: microtubule binding; ATP binding; microtubule motor activity. The record is from RefSeq and is a predicted model, not a curated record. The coding region runs from base 1 to 8679 and encodes 2892 amino acids. NCBI's taxonomy places the organism in Eukaryota, Apicomplexa, Aconoidasida, Haemosporida, Plasmodiidae. The transcript is spliced from 3 exons. Gene Ontology annotation, biological process: mitotic spindle organization; microtubule-based movement.
AUGAAUGAAUUUAUACCUUCAUUAAAUAAAAAUUUUGAUGAAAGAAAAACAUUGAAAAAUUCAGAAAAUAAUAAGUUUUUAAAUACAAAAAAGGAAGUCUGUAAAUCAUUAAACAACACUAUAUGCAAUAAUUUGGUUUCUUUGAAUAAAUAUGAGGACAUAUUUAUUUCUAAUGAGAACUCUAGUAGUAUAGCUAAUGUAGGUAAAUAUGAUAAUGAUUUUCAAAAUUUAAGAAAAUCAAACAAUAUUAUAUCUGAAUUAAAACUUAACAAAGAUAUAUUGAAUAUAAAUAAAUAUGAAUUUGAAAACGAAGAGGUUUUUUCAAGUACAAAUGAUCUUGCAGAAUCAUUAGAUAGUAUUAAUUUAACAUACGAUGAUGCAGAUGAAAAAGAAAAAAAAAAUGAUUUUAAUAAUAAUGAUGAUAAACAUAAUUGUGAAGUUAUAAUAAGAAUAAAACCUAGAAAAAAUAUAAAAAUAAAUGAAGAUGAAAUAAAAAAUAUAAGUUAUCAUGAUGAUAAAAAUAUAAAAUAUAAUAACAACUGUAUUUACAUGCAUAAUACAAAUUUUUUGUUUGAUAGAGUAUUUCCAGAAGAAACAAAACAAGAGGAAGUUUAUUCUUAUUUAUCUAAUAAAUUUUUAAAUAAUUUAUUUGAAGGAUACAAUUGCACUAUAUUUGCAUAUGGACAAACAGGAUCAGGAAAAACAUUCACUAUGGGUUUUGAUUACAUGAACGAAAUUUCUGAUAAUAUUGGAAUAUUGCCUAGAUUUUUAGAUGAUAUGUAUAAAAUUAUUGAAAAAAAAAAAAGGAACAACAUAAAUUUUGAUGUAUCAUGUACAUAUAUAGAAAUUUAUAAUGAAGAAAUAGUAGAUUUAAUUGAUUUUGAUGAAGUUAGUUAUGAUGUAAAAUUAAAUAAGAAAAAUGGUAAAAAUAAAAAAAAAAGUAAAAUAAAUAAAAAUAUAUCUAUCAGAGAAGACAUUAAUAAAAAAGAAAUAAUAUUAAUGGGAAUAAAAAAUGAAAAAGUUGAAAAUGUACAAGAUGUUUUUUCCAUAUUACAUAAAGGGAAUUUAUAUAGAACAACGGAAAAAACAUUUAUGAAUGAUAAAUCAAGCAGAUCUCAUGCUAUAUUUACAAUUAAUUUAAUUCAGAGAAAAAAUAUAAUAGAAAAAAAAAAAAAAAAGGAAGAGAAAAAUAAUGAAAUAAGCCUUAAUAAUAAUGAAAAAAAUGAAGACUAUAAUGAUAAUACUAUGGAUAAUGUAAAUAAUGGAAAUGAUACUAAUUAUGAAAAUGAUAAAAUUAAUAAGGAAGAAAUAAUUUGCUCUAAAUUUCAUUUUGUUGAUUUAGCUGGUAGUGAAAGAGCUAAAAGAACAGAAACACAAGGUAAUAGAUUAAAAGAGGCAAUAAAUAUUAAUUAUGGCUUACUUUCAUUAAGUAAUGUUAUUUAUAGUUUAUCUAACUAUAAAAAGAAUCAACAUAUUCCAUAUAGAAAUUCUAAACUAACAAGAAUUUUACAGGAUUCUCUUGGAGGGAAUAGUAAAACAGUUAUGAUUGCUUGUAUAAGCAUUGAUCCGAAAGACUUUUAUGAAACAUUAAGCACAAUUAAAUAUGCUUCAAGGACUAAAAAAAUUAAAAAUAAUCCUAUAAUUAAUUAUGAUGUCAAUAGCUUAGUAAUAAACGAAUUAAGAAAGCAGUUAUAUAACCUAAAUUUGGAGUUAAAAAAAUAUAAAGUAGGAUCUAAAGAUAAAUCUAACGAAUUAGAAAUUAAUGCUAAAUUUAAAGAAAUAAUAGAUCAAAAUAAUAUGUUAAUACAAAAGAUUAAGAAAUUACAAAAAAAAAGGAAAAAAUUAAUUUGUCUUAUAUUUUAUUAUUUGACAUUAUUAAAAAAUGAAAAUAAAUUUUCUCAUAAUACAAAUGAAAACUCUAAUACUGUGAUAAAACAAGAUUUUUUUUUGAAUUUUUCAAAUAAAAAAGAAGAUUGUUGUAAUAAAAACUCUAAUGAGGUUGAGGAUUUUCAUGACAAGAAAAUUUAUAAUGAAGUUUCAAAAAGUACAUCAUUAAAUAUAUGCAAAUCCGAAAUUUUUAAUAAUCAUAUGCAUUGUGAUGAUUUAAAAAAUAGUAACAUUAUUAAUAAAGUGAAUAAUUAUAAUUUGAGUUGUGACUCUUUUUUUCUUAAAAAUAGUCAAUAUAUUUCUGAUGAUACAAAUAAAAAUGCCUUUAUUGAAUAUUACAAGUUAAUUCAUGAAAAAAAUAAAAUUAAUAAUAGUAAUAAUAAUUACAACAAUAAUGAUAGCUUUAUAACAAUAUGCAACUCUGAUUUUAAAACAAGCGAUUCUAUUAGUAAUAACUUAUGUGAUUUAUAUAUUAAUAAGAAUAAUAAUGAAAUAAAUUUUGAAAAAAAUAGUAAAAAAGAACAUGAUAUUAUUAUAAAUAAUAAUUCUUAUGAUAUAAAUAAGAUAGAGAAAAGUGUUUAUAAUGAAAAUAUUUUUUUAAAAAAUGAAAUUAAUGAAAGUAAUAAAGAAAAUAUAUAUAAAAAUAAUAAUCAAGAGAAUAAUAAUAACAAUGGUAAUACAUCGAAUAUAAAUGAUACACUGAAUAAAAUAGAAGAACCAAAAAAUAAUACCUUAUGUAAUGAUUCGUUUAAUAAAAAUUAUAAAAUAUGUGAAUUAUGUGAGAAAAAAAAUACAAUUGGAAAUGAAGACUAUAGCUCUGAUUUUAAUUCUUUUGAGAAAACUCAUUUAUUUGUAAAUUUUGCAGAGGAUAAAAAAAAUGUGGAGAAAAUAUUCAGGCAGUAUGAAUUGAACCAUUAUAAUGAAAAAAAAUUGAAAGAUUUAAAUAAAAAAUAUAAUAUAUUAUUUGAGAAAAAUAAAUCUUAUGAAAAAAAAAUUGAGGAAUUAAAAAAAGUGAUUAAGAGAGUGAAAAAAUAUUCAAAGACAGAAGAAAAAAAUAAAAAAAAAAAAAAAAAAAUGAAGAAAAAUGUUAGGGAAGAUCAUUAUAAUUCCAAUUUGUUAAAAAAGUUACUUUUUCAUCAUAUGAAUGAAAAUGAUUUUUUUUUCAAAUAUAAAAGAAAUUGUUUCAGUGAUGUAGAGUUUGAAAGGGAAAUAAAAAAUAAAAUGUUAACACAUUUUAUAAAAAAAAAAAGUUGUUCAGACACUGAAAUUAGUAAUAAAAAUGAUCAAUUUUUUAGUUAUAUAAAAAAUAAUUGUUAUAAUAGUAUUAAAAAAAUGGAUGUACUUUAUAAUUUGUAUAUUGAUCAUAAAAAAGGAAAAUUUUUUUCAUUGAAUAAAUAUUGUAAUAAUAUAACAGAAAACAAUUAUAAAGAUGGUAGAAAAAAUAGUCUAGAAAGUUUUUAUAGUUCUGAAAAUAAUAGCUCAUCCAAGUUUUUUUAUUCAAAUAAUAACAUUGAUACUAACUACUUUGAAAAUAAAGAUAAAAUCAGUGACUAUGCAAAGAAGGGAAAUACAAGAAAAAAAAUAAUGGAAGGAAUGAAAGAGCAUAAUUAUAAUAAAAAAAUUAAAAAAAAAAAUUUAGAUAUAAUAGAAUAUUUAGAUAAAAAUAAAAUAAAAAAUUAUUUUAUUAAUGAACAACACACAUUUGAUAAUUCCUCAAAUGAAGAUAUAAAUUACAGUAACAAUUCCCCCAAAUUCCUCAAGAAUAAACUCUAUAAAUUACAAAAAAUUAUAAAGGAGGAGUUAAGUAAAUUUAAAAAAGUUAAUAAAGAAAAAGAAGAAUAUAACGCCAAAAAUGAACUUUUAACAAAUAACAUAAUGAACUUAAAAAAAAAACUACAUUAUCUACAAGUAAACAGCCAAACCGAUAAAAACAGCAAAAAAAUAGAAAAUAUGAAAAAUGAAAUAUUAAAAAUAACAAAUGAAAAACAAAAAAUUCAAAAAAAAUUAAAUGAUAAUGAACAAAAAAUAAAACAUUUAAAGGUAGAUAUUAUGAAAAUGAAAAAUAAUUUUUUAAAAACAAGUAAGAUACUAAAAGAAGAACAAAGAAAACAUAAUAAUAUUAUACGAAAAAAAGAAAAUAUUAUAACAAAGUUACAUGAAAGAGAAGAAAUUUUUAUAAAUAAAUUAAAAAAAAAAGAAGAAAUAAAUAAACAAGCAUAUUCUAAAUUAUUGAAGAGAAACCAAGAACUAAAUGAAGAAUUAAGAAAAUUAAAAAAAAGAGGAACAAAUAAUAAAUUGAAAAAAAAAAAAAAAAAAAAAGUAGAAAAUUCUACUGAUAUUAAUAAAGAUAAAGAAAUUCCUUCUUCCAAAUAUACUGAUAAAAAAAAGUUAUAUAAAACUAUUACAUCUGAUGAGAUAUACGACACUACUGAUAGCAAAAAUUAUGAACUAAGAGAUGAUUUCAUAAUGUCUUCAAGUAGUAUUUUAUCUAAUGGAUUAAAUGAUUCAUAUUUAAAUUCUAAUUCAUCUUUUUAUAAUUUAGAUGACUUUUUUUCAGACUACUCUCCUUUUAAGUACAGUAAGGAAGAAAAUUUGUAUCAGUAUAAUUCUAAGAAGGAUAUAAAAGUUAAAAAUUACUUAAAAGGAUUUUUGAAAAAAAAAAAAAAAUUGUCUUCAAUAAAAUUAAAGCUAGAAAAAGAAAAAGACAUGAAUAAAUACAUUAGAAAAGUUUUGCAAGCAUUAUAUUUAAAAAAGAAAAAUGAAAAUGAGCAUCUUAGUGAAAAAAAUAGUUUUUCAGGGGGAACAUCUGAUAAAAAAAUGAAGGAAAUAAAAGAUAAUAUAGAAAUAAAAGAAUGCAAUAAUUUAAAUGAGAAUCAAAACAUUGACUUAGUUGAAAAUAAAGAACAUAAUUUAAAUAAAGAUAAUGAAGAUUUAGUAUUUAUUAAAAGUUAUGUAAAUGAAUUUCGUAAUAAAGAUAUAGAUAAUUCUACAUAUAUAUAUUCUAAAGAAAAAAUUGAUGACGAUGUUUUAUAUUAUGAAAAUAAGUUAAGUCAAUCCAAUGAACUAAUAAAAAAAUUAAAAAAGCAUUUUAACACAAAAAGGGAAGAAAGUAUUUUACAAAAGAAUGUAAAAUACCUGCUUAAACAGUUAUAUUAUAAUUUUAAAAAAAGAAAAGAAAAUGAGAAAAAGGUGAAAUCUUUAAAAAAAUUUAUAUAUUCAGAAAAUUUGUUCAUAUCGAAAAUUUAUAAUAAUUUCUUUUAUCUUAGUAACACAAUAAAUAACUCAAAUAUAUCAAUUUAUAAUAAUUAUUUAAAUAAUAUUGUUCACUUAUAUUCUAAUGAAAUAAAUAAUGUUCCUUCUAAAUCGAAAAACUUAAAUUUGUCAAAUAUUUAUAAUUCUAAAGAAAAUAAUACAAUAGAUGAUAUUCUAUUGUUACAUAAUUAUGAAAAUUAUAAAAAGGAUUUUUCAAAAAAUUUAAAUGUUUCAUUAUUUGAUAGCAAGAGGAGACAUACAUUUAGUAGUCCAAGAGAACUUGGUGAAAAUUCUGAAAAAAAUAGUAAUACUAUAAAUUUAAAAAAGAGAAGUUAUAAAAGUAGAUUAAUGGAGAAUAUUUAUUUAGAUCAUUUUAAUAAAAAAAGAAUAAUAUUAUCAAAAAAUAGCAAUUUUUUUGUUAAUAAUGAUUAUACAAAAUAUAAUAAAAGAUAUUCUGACUGUUUAAAUUUAAAUAAAAAUGUUAAUAAUUAUUCUUAUGUGAAUAAAACGAUGACUAUUCUAAAGAGCUUAGAUAAUUUAAACAAUUUUGAAAAGGUAAAGUAUAAAUCAAAUUUAGGAAAUGAAAAUUUCAAUUUAAACCCACUUGAAAUUAUAAAUAAUAAAAAUAAUAGAAAUUUGUCAACUAGAUAUAUCUGUGAAAACAAAGAAAUUUUUGAUAAAAAAUUAUUUUAUAAUGAAACAGAGGAUAAUAUACUUUGUAAUUAUAAUGUGAAAAGGAAAACAAUAGACAAUUGCUUUCUUUAUAUAAAUAAAGACAAUAACGAAAAUUUUUAUCAUUAUAAUAAUUUUUCAGAUUGUAAUAAUGAUAAAGAAAAAAAAAAUGAAAAAAAAAAAGAUUUCAUAGAACAGGAAUUAAAGAAUAACUUAUGCGAUAAAUAUAAUGAAGAAUAUUAUGAAAUUAAUACAACAAAUGAUAAAAAUUAUUCAUAUAAUAAUAUAUAUGACACACAUAAUACCUUGUCAAAAAUUCCUUUAAAUUCUACGGAUAGCAAUGAUCUCUUAAAAGAUAAUAAAAAUAACAUAAUAUUUUCACAUAAUGAAAAUAAUUUCAAUGACUUAAAAGUUAUAAAAAACAACAGUUCAGAUUCUAUUUAUUUAAAUGGUAAUUCAUAUAUUUGCAAAAAUAAUAUAAGAGAUAAUCAUGAAAUAAAUAACACGUUAAUAAAAAACUAUAUUAAUAAUGAAGAGUAUUCUUUGAAUAAUAUAUUAGAAGACAAUACAUGUACUAUUUCAGAUAUAAACAACAGCACAAAAAACACAUUAAUUCAAGAAAAUAUUUUGUCUGUAAAUAAUGACAAUAGUAAAAGUAAAACAAAAAUAAAAAAAAGUGUUUCAUAUGAUAAGAAUAAAGAACAUCUGAAUGAUAAUAAAUUUGAUUUUAGUAUUGUUUCAAAAAAAACUAAUAUAUGUGAAAAUGAAAAAGAUACAAAUUUAAAAAUAGCUCAUAAAUUAGAUACCCAUAUUUUCGAUGGAGUAAAAAAUAAAGAACAGAGAAAGUGUCAUGCAGAGUCACCAAAUUCUGAUAAUAAAAAAUACAGUGAACAUAAUAAAAAUAUUUCUAAAGAAAAAGAUAAAAAUUUAAAUAACGUUUUAGAUGAAGUCAAUUUUAUAAAAAAAGAAAACAUAACAAAUGAAGAUACAAAGAAUAAAAAGAAAGUAUUUGAUGAAAUAGAAGAAAUAAAAAUUAAUGAAAGAGAAAAUUCAACAGAUAGUGAAACAAAUGUAGUAAAAAAAGAAAAUAUAAAUAAUUUUAUUGCAAAUAAUUCUGAAGAUAGAAUACCUUCUAAUUUAAUAAAUAAAACUUAUUCUACACAAUUAGGUGAAGAUACAAUAUUAAUUAAAGAAAAAAGUAAUAUUAAUUAUAAUGAAGUAGUUGAAAACAAUUUACUUUCUGGAUUAAAUAAAGUUGAUAUGAAAAAAAAAGAAAGUACAUAUGAUAAUAAUAUAAAUUUUUCUAAAAAUAAAAUAAAUGAUUCACCGACAGUUGGAUCAUUAAAUAAUUUAAAUAUCAUUGAUAGUGAAUUAGAAGGAAAAAUCAUUAAUAAUUCUGAUAAUAUAGGUACAUAUGAUAAUUUAAGUUCCCAAAGAAAUUAUAAAACUAUAUGUAUCAAAAAUUGUCACAAAUAUGGAGUAAGUGGUUUAUGUGUUAAAGAAAUAAAUAAUAAAAAAUUAAAAUUCUUAAGUAGUUCAAUAAAUAAUAUAAAGUUGUGGGAUGAUAACAGAUUUAUAUGGAAUUAUGAUCAUAAUGUUUUAAAAAAUGAAAAAAGUACUUUUAUCAAUAGUUUAAUUAUAUCUUUUCAAAACAAUUGUUUUUUCGCAGGUAUUAACAGUUAUGUACAUUUGUUUGACAUUAGAAUGAAUCCUAAUUUUAUACAAAAAUAUUAUUAUAGUGAUAAAAAUGAUACUAGUUUAUUAAUUUCUUUGCUGAACAAUAAAUCCGAUUAUAUUCCUCUAGUGUUAAGAAAUAACAAAUUACCAACUCCUUAUAAUUUUGAAAGUAAGUGUGAUAGCAAUCUCAAUUCUUUCAGUAAUAAUGAUGACACUAAUAAAAACGAAGAGAAUUUUAAAAUAGGGAAAAGUUUGAAUGAAAAUAAUUCCUUAGUAAUAAAUGAAAAUCGUACUGAUAAUGAAAAUUGUGUAAAAAUAAAAAAGGAAAAAGAAGAAAAAAAAUGUUAUAACAUUAUCAAUGAAAUGUAUAUUGAUGAAGACGUAAAAGAUAAAUUAAAAACAUUAAAAGAAGUUGAGAAAUUUCAAUCAGAAUAUUGUAUAUGUGCAUGUGGAAGUGAGAAUUUUAUAAAAGUGUUUGAUAUUAGAAAAAAUGAUGAUAAUAUGUGGCUGGCAAAAGUACCAAUAACAAAUAAAAUUGAAUAUAUAACUCAUAUUCCGAUAAAGAAAAAUAUAAAAAAUAUUAUAAAAGAUUCUAAUAUACUAAAAAACAUAAUAAUAGCAAGUAGAGAUAAAACUGUGAAAAUAUGGAAGAAGGGAUGGGUAUCUUUUUAUCCUCCUUCAUAUGAUUGGUGUACUUCUCUUUCUCAUUUUGAUGUUAAUGAUUUGAUGAAUAAUAAAUAUCCCUUUAAUUUUAUUAAUAAGUACAAUGAAAAUAAAGAUGAUUUGUUUAAUUAUGAUUCUUUAAUUGUAUCUGGAAGUAGAGAUUCUCAUCUUCGUUUUUGGCUUUAUUCUAAUGAUAAUACAACAAAUGAAUUUAAUAGAUUUAUGAAAAUUAUUAAAAAUGCUCACUUAGUAGAUAUAACAAGUAUAUCUAAAUAUCAACAUAACAACUUCAUAACAACAGAUAGGGAUGGAUAUAUACAAAUAUGGAAUUGUAAUUUAUCAUUUAAUGAAGGAGAAAAAUCAUUACCAGACUUAGAAUUUUAUAAAAAUCAAUUGAGUUUAACUGUAAAUAAAAUAGGAAAAACUUUUAGACAUUCAUCAACUGCUAUAAAUAAAAUUGUUUGCUAUGAAAAUAAUUUUUUAACUGCAUCUAGUGAUGGAUCAAUUAAAAUGUUUUGUGAAAAAUAA